UAUGAUGACAAAAUAUCGGAAAAGGUAAAAAAGGAUUGUAUGUUAAUGGAAUAUUUUUCAAUGUUAUAUUUUAAAUGAGUACUCAAAUGUAGUGAUUAUUUAUAAAAAGAUUAAAAAAGAUAAAUUGAUUUAAACGCUCAUGAAUACGCGCACUUCUUACAUAUACAAUCAUUAUGGCGACUGGCAGAUUUAGACAAUGGCGACGAAAAAAAUCAAGGAUUUUCAUGUGGUGAAGUGAUGUCCUGUUACGGAUUGUAUAUUUAGUUACAGGAAAAUACCUAGUUAUCAUUCUAUCUUCUUGCCAGUGUACCAUUUGAUAUAAUACAGACCUUUAAUUGCUUUAAUCGUGGUUGAAUUUUACGUAAACAAGCAAACAGGUGCCCGUUGGAAUUUUGAUUUCUGACAUUUGUGUUGUGAAAUCUGACUUCUUUGAAAAUUUUCGUUAUUUUUUAAGUAAAAUGGGCUUUAAUGCCUUAAAUAUGAUAACAAGGAAACGGACUAGAUAGGAUUCUCUGUUUGAGAACCCGAAAAUCAUUAUACCCAAGGUCAGAUAAAGAAUUUCGACCUUGUUUUGACAGUUCAGUGAUUGAGUUUUCAUCUAGUCAUAGAGAACAGGCUGCUUAGUACUUCAUUAUAUCGUUGUUAACAUAUUAACUCUUAAAAUGGAGAAAUAUGAAAAGAUCUGUCGCAUUGGUGAAGGGUCAUAUGGUGUCGUGUUCAAAUGCAAAAACAGAGAAACAGGCCAGCAUGUAGCUAUUAAAAAAUUUGUGGAAUCUGAAGAGGAUCCUUUAAUUAAAAAGAUUGCUAUGAGGGAAAUAAGAAUGUUAAAGCAAUUGAAACAUCCAAAUUUGGUAAAUUUGAUAGAAGUGUUUCGUCGGAAGAAAAGGUUACAUUUGGUGUUUGAAUAUGUAGAUCAUACAGUGCUAAAUGAACUAGACAGACAUCCUAGAGGUGUUCCAGAACCAAUGGUUAAAAGAAUAAUAUACCAAGUGUUGUUGUCAGUAAAUUUCUGUCAUCAGCAUCAUUGUAUACACAGGGAUGUUAAACCUGAGAAUAUACUUAUAACACGCCAGGGACAAGUAAAACUGUGCGAUUUUGGAUUUGCCAGAAUAUUAACUGGUCCAGGGGAUGAGUAUACAGACUAUGUGGCAACCCGGUGGUACCGUGCCCCAGAGCUUCUUGUAGGAGAUACGCAAUAUGGCCCGCCAGUGGACGUCUGGGCUGUAGGAUGUGUGUUUGCUGAAUUGCUAACAGGGCAAGCAUUAUGGCCUGGAAAAUCAGACGUUGAUCAGCUGUAUUUAAUUAAAAAGACUUUAGGUGAUUUAUUACCACGUCAUGUGCAGAUUUUCUCCGCAAAUUCUUUUUUCAAGGGUAUGAUUAUACCUGAGCCAGAAAGAUUGGAACCAUUAGAAGAACGGUUUGCAAAUUUCUCAGAUUCAGUUUUGACGUUUUUAAAGGAUUGUCUUGCGAUGAAUCCUGAUGACCGGUUGACGUGUGCAGAGUUGUUGGUUCAUCCAUAUAUGGAUCAGAAUAAAGAUAUAUUUGAACAACCACCAAAACGAGAGAAGAGGGUAAAUAAUCGGUCGCGAGCACCACACAACUUUAACCAUCUUCAGCAGAUGUCUUUCUUUCAGCAGCAGUAUAACCAUCAGUUCCCGCAGCUCGGAUUAAAGAACACCUCUACCUCACCAGUGCCGCAGCAUAAAGGGAAUAUAUACUCGAAGAAAACCAACCCAACUAAACCACCAUUCGACCAUCUACCUAACAUCUGACUUUUUGGUCAAGGGGUUCUGCGUCACGAUGGAAACUGAGAAAAUCCACCCUGAUUUGGAAUCCUGGAGGCCAUAUUCAUAAAGACAUUUGGGAGCAAUUGAGCUUUAACUAGUUUGACAUUGUGUUACAUAUUCAAACAAAUAUCAUGCAUAUUUUCUGUGAGUAAUCUUGUUCUUAACAUGCUGAAGCAAUGUAUUUUCAGGUGCUCAGUCAAAACUUGUCUGUGUCAUAUAAGUGAUUGGUACAAAUCAAUCCAGUGAUUUAACAUAGUUGACCUUAAGACACAAUCUUGAAUACCAAUUAAAGUAUUCUAAGAAAAAGUAAGCAUCUAAAAAAAUUCAUGGUUGUCCUUCAUUUCAGUAGCUUGAACACUUAAUAAGGUGCUAUCAUAUGUAAAUAUAUUUUUUAUUUCAUUUUGAUUGAAAAACCAGACACCCCACCUCAAGUUUACUGAUAUGGAGGAUGACUCUGCAAUAUUUUAAGGACAAGAAUAUGGGAGGAAUUUGAGAUAGGUGUGAAAACCUUGUUACCAAGUGCCAAUAGAUCCCUAGUCAUUAUAAGUCAGUGGUUAAUGAUCUUGUGAGUACAUCUGAUCUCAAAUCUGUCCCCAGUCCAAGCUGUAGACAAGUUCAACUUCUUAACUGUUUCCCAUAGCUUUAAUGUUAAAUUAAGUAACUUAGAAUAUUUUUGCAACUUGCAAAGUGUUGAGUAAGAAAAGUUGUUUGUAUUUAACCAGAUACAAAAUAAAUUUAUAUAUGUAAAUGGAAAUUCCAUGACAUCUGUUAUCCUUCAUGAUUUUCAAAUUUAUAAUUAUGUUUACUGAAAAAAACUUAAGAUCUACAUCCAGAAUAUGUGAAGGAAAAACUUAAAUAAGUUGAAGGUUGUCUUGGCUUUAGACAGAAAAUAUGUGUCAAUGUUGAUGCUGGCAUUUAAAAAAUGUUUUGUGCUUAAAGAAAUAAAGUCAUAUAUCACACACUCAUGUGUAAUAUGCUGAUUCUUUAACUAAGAAAUAUUGAAUAUGUAACACAAGUAUAGUAUAUAAACCCCCUUUCCCUUGUUGCACUUGAAAUUUCCUAUGUGUGUGAUAUGUAAACCUUGAUACAGUUAUCACUCAAAAGUAUAUUUGCACCAUGAAUUAUUUGUUAUAAAAUAAUUUUUGAUAAAAAAUGUAGCUUCUGAAUUAUCAUUUUAAGUGCUAUUUGAUGUAUUUAUACCAAAUAAAAAGGUGUUCUGCAAAUUGAAUUGUUACAUGUUUACAAACAAAGAUAUUUAAUGAUUUACAGCUUGAAUUUGAAAAAUUUAUUUCAAUAAGAAAGAAGGAUUUGAUAUAAAAUAGAACAUGUGUUAGUUAAUAUGACACAAAAAUAGUUGUAUCUUUAUAUUUUGUUUUAAAUUUUUCUGUCAGAUGUAAUGUUAUUCAUAUGAAAUGCCAUCUUAAUAUAUUUAUGACAGAUAAAUUUCAUGUGUAUCAAAACUUUUGAAGAAUACUGUAAAAGAAAUUCAAGGUCUAGAAGUGUAUGUAUAAGCAUGGCUUGAAUGAAUGAAUUUUAUAACUUGAUUAAUGAUUUUCGUAGAGUCUUUAGCAAGCAAAAUAAUAUACAUUUAUACUACAUUAGCUGUUUUAGAGGUUAGUGUAGAAUUUUUCUCUUUGAGUUUAUUUAUUAUUUUGUAUCUUUCAUUUAGUAAUGAAACUAGUAGUUAAAAGUAAUUAUUCAAAAUGGCACUGUAGUAAAAGUAAAUCUCAGAAAUUUUUCAUUUGAUUAAUAAAUAUAAUAAAUUUAGUUGAUGAAUAAAUUAUGCUAUACCUUUGAUUUAAUAUGCUUUAAUUGUUAUGUGUUCAUUUUUAGAAUAACAAUAAUACUAGUGGAUUAAAUUAUUGUAUUUUUGUGAAUUAUGUUUUUUGAUUCAAUACUGAUAAAGAUGUGUUAUACAAAAUAGAACGUAAAACUAGUGUUAAUGUUCAGAUAGGUUACCAUCAAUUCAGAUCUUCAGACCAAGGAAUGAAACAGUGAAAUAUAUAGUCAGCCAUUGACAGAUUCAUACAAAAUGAGAAUUUUUUUCGUAUUUAUUUUCUUGUGUGGCACCCUGCUUUUCUCCCCUACCCCUUUUCCCUCCACCAGUCUACAGCACCCUUUCAGCUUGGCAUGAAUAAAUUGUAGUGUGAAAUACUGUAUUAAAGUUGACAUUUUACAUACAGAAAAUAAAUCCAUGGAAAAUGUUUUAAUAAUUACAUAGAUUUGCUGAUGAUAAAAAAAUUAAAGUAAUUGUUUUAUUUUAUUACUACCGAUCAAUAUAAUAGACUCUGCUUUAACUUAAAUUGAUAAGGUUGAAAAAAAUACAUCUGUGUUAAAGGUAAAAUUACAUUUUUGAUAAUGUCAUUUUGGUUAUUUUAAAGAAACCUGCAAUGUAACUCAUGUCAUUAUUUCAUUACCCAACCCUUUCCCUCACAUUAACAUGUUGCACCUUUUAUGUUUGGUUUCCCUACUAACAACAACCUAUUUGCUCCCAAAAUGACUAUGGCCACAUAAAGGAUUUAGGGUUCAAAAGCCAAUGAACUCUCUCAGGAAAUUUAAUCAUUGGUUACUAUGGUAACAUGUGAAAUAAAUUUGCCCAUUUUUUGAAAAAAAAGCCUCAUUUAUUAAUUGAAGAGUUGGUCCCCUCAUAAUGAGGGCGGUGACUAAAAAUAGUAACACUUUCUUGGUGUUUUCUAUUUUAAGAAGAAUGUUGAUUUUUAAGACAUGUUUCAUCAAGAAUUCAUUCCAAUAUUGUAUAAAAUCAUUUCAAGAACUAUUUGUGCUUUGACUUUGUAAAUUGUGUAAAUGAAAUUUGAAUUUUUUAAACAGAUAAUGUAUAUUUUCUCCUUUUUUUUGCAAAAUAUUCAAUUUUACAUGUGUAUCUUGUACAUAUUAUCCAUAAAGCAUCAUGUAAAAGAACUGGGAGAGCUGUUGUCAAUUAACUUCUAUUAUUAAUCAGAAUUUUUCCAAAAGAUAUCUGUUAUCUUUCUAAAUAUCUAUUGAAUUUAACAGAGAUUUUACGUCGAUAUGUGCUAAACUGCUUUUUGUCUGUUAAAAAAUGUGUUAUAUUUAGAUGAAGUCAUGAUUACAAAUGCUAAAAUUUCUUCUUCUCGGUUUUGUUGCAGUAAUAUAUCUUUAUCAGAAUCAUGUUUUGAAAAGUAUAUACAGACUUAAAAAUUGACUUUGUUUUUUUUUUAAUCAAAUUUGUUAUUAAAUAAAAUUCUGUGUACUGGUAUCCUUUGAUACAGGGGAUGAUUAUUUGUUUUGUUUCUUUUCAUUACUCAACAAACCGUAGCUUUUUUUUGAAGUGACUAUCAUGAUAUGUUAAUGGUUAAGGCAGAUUUUUUUUUCUUUUAACUCCGGGUAUAGAUUUAGGUUAACAAUGUAGUAUAUAACCAGUCUUAUUAUUCUUACCUUCAUAGAUUUAUUAUUUUGUUAUGUAAAUAUAUGACCACAUUCAUAUUUACUGGUAAUGAUACAGAGAAUUUUUGUUGUUCAUGUUGUUUUAGCAAGUUCAUUAAACAUGAUCUGAUUGUGUAUAUUUGAAUAAAUGGAAUAUGUUAGUUCUUUUUAAAAAAAUAUUGAGCAUUUGAGCUGAAAUAUAUCAUGCUUGGUGAUAAUUGGAAGGUUAUUUUAUGUGUUGUAUAUGUUCAUUUAAUAUGGAAAAAUUGUCAUUUCUUCCUGUUUGGUAGAAGUGAUAAAGUUAGGAUCAUGUUUGAAGUGUGGCAGUACAGGUUUUAGGAUUUUUUUUUACCUUUAGCAGGUUUUUAUUAUAUGAAGUGGAGUUCAGAAUUGAAAUGGGUGGGGCUGUUUUACACAAAUUUAAUUGAGAAAAUACCAUUUAUUGUCAUAAUGAAGUAUUGGCUAUAUCCACACUCGAGGUUUUACCUGUAUACUUGGUACUACAAUUAAAAUGGUAGAGGAAAGUUUGAUGACAUAUUUUUAAAACAUACUGGGGUUUAUUAUUUUGAUAAUGGGAUUAUUUUUUUCUUCAAAUUAAAGUGCUUUCAGAGAUCAGAUUGUUUUGUAAAUAAAUGAGGAAUGAUAAUAAACAACCUAAUGUUGUUUAUCAGUAUGUUACAAGUAUAAAGUAUACAUGUCUUUUUUCUUUAUUUCUUUCAUGAUUUAAUUGUUGUCUUUGUCAUUGCUUAAUAUUUGAGCCAGUAUGACUUACACAUAUCAUAUUUGAGAUUUGUCAAGCAAAAAGGUACCUAAUGGUAUAAUUUCAUAUAUUUAUUAUACCCCCAAAAACGAAGUUUGGGGGGGUAUAUAGGAGUCACCCGGUGGUCGGUCGGUCGGUCGGUUGGUCGGUCGGGCGGUCGGUCGGUCGGUCGGUCCAGACGUCCGUUGCAUUUUCCUUGUCCGGAGCAUAACUUGAAAACUAAUGGUUGGAAUUCAAUAUAACUACAUACAAUGGUCAAGCACAUUGAGAGGAAGUGCAGUGCACAAGAACCAUAACUCUAUCUUGACUAAUUACAGAGUUAUUGCCCUUUGUUACUUUUCCUUGUCCGGGGCAUAACUUGAAAACUACUGGUUGGAAUUCAAAACAACUUCAUACAAUUGUCAAACACAAUAAGGGGAAGUGCAGUGCACAAGAACCAUAACUCUAUCUAAAGUAAUUACAGAGUUAUUGCCCUUUGUUGCUUUUCCAUUGCUUUUUUUUUUGUCCGUUGCAUUUUCCUUGUCCGGAGCAUAACUUGAAGACUAAUGGUUGGAAUUCAAUAUAACUACAUACAAUGGUCAAGCACAUUGAGAGGAAGUGCAGUGCGUAAGAAACAUAACUCUAUCUUGACUAAUUACAGAGUAUUGCCCUUUGUUACUUAUCCUUGUCCGUGGCAUAACUUGAAAACUACUGGUUGGAAUUCAAAACAACUUCAUACAAUUGUCAAACACAAUAAGGGGAAGUGCAGUGCACAAGAACCAUAACUCUAUCUAAAGUAAUUACAGAGUUAUUGCCCUUUGUUGCUUUUCCAUUGCCUUCUUUUUUUUGUCCGGACCAUAACUUGAAGACUAAUGGUUGGAAUUCAAUAUAACUACAUACAAUGGUCAAGCACAUUGAGAGGAAGUGCAGUGCAUAAAAACCAUAACUCUGUCUAAAGUAAUUACAGAGUUAUUGCCCUUUAUUACUUUUCCAUUGCUUUCUUUUGUCCGGACCAUAACUUGAAGACUAAUUGUUGCAAUUCAUUAUAACUUCAUACAAUGGUCCAGCACAUUGAGAGGAAGUGCAGUGCACAAGAACCAUAACUCCAUUUUGACUUAUUACAGAGUUACUGCCCUUUGUUUCUUUUCCUUGUCCAGAGCAUGACUUUAAAACUACUGUUGGAAUUCAAAACAACUUCAUACAAUGGCCAAGCACAAUAAGGGAAGUGCAGUGCACAAGAACCAUAACUCCAUCUUGACUAAUUACAGAUUUAUUGCCCUUUGUUACUUUUCCAUUGCUUUCUUUUGUCCGGACCAUAACUUGAAGACUUAUUGUUGGAAUUCAUUAUAACUUCAUACAAUGGUCAAGCACAUUGAGAGAAAGUGCAGUGCAUAAGAACCAUAACUCCAUCUUGACUAAUUACAGAGUUACUGCCCUUUGUUACUUUUCCUUGUCCAGAGCAUGACUUGAAAACUACUGGUUGGAAUUCAAAACAACUUCAUACAAUGGUCAAGCACAAUAAGGGGAAGUGCAGUGCACAAGAACCAUAACUCCAUCUUGACUAAUUACAGAGUUAUUGCCCUUUGUUACUUUUCCUUGUCCAGAGCAUAACUUGAAAACUACUGUUUGGAAUUCAUUACAACUUCAUACAGUUGUCAAGGACAUUAAAAGGAAGUGCAGUGCACAAGAGCCAUAACUCCAUUUUGACAAAAUACAGAGUUACUGCCCUUUGAUACUUUUCCUCUUCCGGAGCAUAACUUAAAACGUACUGGUUGGAAACAACUUCAUACAAUGGUCAAGCACAUUAAGAGGAAGUGCAGUGCACAAGAACUAUAACUCUAUCUUCAGUAUUUAUAGAGUUAUUGCCCUUUGUUCUUUUUCUUUGUCUUUCUGGACAUAUUACAGAGUAAUUCAAUUAAACUUCAUCAAUGGCCAACCACAUUGAAAGUAAAUGCAACAUACAUGAACCACAAUUAUCUUUAAUUGCCCACAACCAUAUCUCUAUGUUUCAAUUCUAUUACAAGGUAUUCUGUUACUAGUAACAUCCUCAUUUCCGAAGCAGACUUGUGGGGGUAUUAAUCACAUUUAGUGAUAGUUCUAGUUUUACAUUUUCUUUUAUCAUUAAAAAAAUAGUUUGAAAUAGAUAUGAGAACAGAUGUUGUUUAUGAAUCACCUAUAUGAUUUUAUAUUUGAUAUUGCACCAUUGAGUUUAUAAAUUGACUUUUAGUUGAAUAACUGCCUUGAAUAGUUUCACCAAUAGGUACCUUUUCUCCUGACAAGUGUCCAAAGUUGUUGUCAUUGACUUAAUGUUUUACAAAUUUAUCAUGUAGAAAUCAUUAUAUAGUUUAAACAGGUAAAUAAUUUUGCUAAAUUCUUAGUAGCCUUUAAUAUUACAAGUUAUUCUGCCAGUAGUAGUCUUCUGUAAGCCCUAUUUUUGUAUAAUUAAACACAAUGAUCAUUUCAUGACAUCAUUCAUUGUGAAGAGUUCUUUAUUUUUUGUCAGCAUCAAUGAUAACUUCAGUUUUAGAAUUUUAAUGUUGAAAUUCAUUUAAGGUUCAUCUUAUCUUGAAAGUUAAAAUACUGUAUACAAAAUUAAUGAUAAUGAUAUUUUAAAUGAAUCAAUGUUGAUUAAAUCUUUUCUUUGUUUUAUUCCAAAACCAAUUUUAAUAUAACUUAAAAAUCAGAAAUGAAAUAAAAGCAGAAAAAAACGACACAUUAUGUGCACAUUAUAUACAAAUAAUAUUGCUUGAAAUAUUUUAGAAAGAAUGCCUUUAAACUUUAGUUGCUUCACCUCUCUUUGGUGUAAUAAAUUUUAUUUAGACAGUGCAGUACUUUUUGCAUUUGAUGUUGUUUCGCAAUUAAGUAUAAAAGAAAGACAACCAUGAAAAAAAUCAUGAGCAAUAUUUUUAUUACUUCCCUUUUUUCAAAUUGUGUAUUUAUACAUGAAUGAUGCCAUUUGGAUUUUUGUGCAGUUAUUUCUUUAUAAUAAAAAGCUUAAUUAGUAAAAUGAUUGUAUGUAGAGGUAGGUAUGAUAAUCAUGAAAAAUCAAAGAAAAAAUUUGUUGUUUCUUUGAUAUUGGUUACACAACUUCAACAAAUAUUUACAAAAUAUAAAGAAUUCCUUAAAGUCUUACAGUAUUUUUUAUAUGAAAGUCUUUAAAAUUAAAAGAAAAUGUAUAUUUUUUCAAGUCAUAAAAAGAUAAAUAAGAUUUUUACAUGGUUUCCAUUAUUCUCAUUUUGUUAAAAAUGACAUUACAGCAAUUUAUUUUUAUUCAUAUUUUUUUUUUCAUCUCACAUUCCGUCCACUGGAUUUGUUUUGUCUGUUUUCAGAUUAUUUAUAGAUUCUUAAAAAUAAAGAAAAUAUAUAAAUUUAUAAUGUUUGAAAUUCCAAACCUUUCUGUGAUACAUAUAUUGAAACUUUAGAAAUAUACAAUCAUUUACAUACUGCCAUAUUUAGAAUUGUAUUGUUGUUUUAUUUUGUGAUAUGGAUUAAUUGCAAAUUCUUGAGUAAAAAUAUCUAACUUUUCAUUAGUACACACUAUUUGUUAUUUUUGUUUAAGAUAUACUUUAAAUCCAACUGUAACUAAGUUGUACUUAUUUUACCUUAUGAAUGGUGAAGGUUUUUUUCGUUAAGAACCAAAAAGAUAUCUUUACAGUUAUUGUACACAUAUCAAUAGCUCUUAUAUUAUCCGGUGUCUUCUGAUUGGUUAAUGCACACACUCACUCUUAAUCACCUUUCUUGCAGAGUUAUCACUCUUGAUUAAAUAUUAUUAUAGUGCAAGGGAGACAACUCUGCAUUAAAGCUAGCAUCAUUGUUUUAAAAGGUCUGCAUGUAUAAACAUAUAUGAUAUCAAAAUUCAUUUUUUGCACAUAUUUGUAUGGUUGUAUUAUUAUCAUGCAUUAUUAUAUUGCCAAAGGUAGAAUUUUUGACAUUUGCAUACCAUGGUAAACUCUGUAUAUUGUAACACAUUAUUAAUUCAAAAUGGAAUUUGUUAUUUGUAAUGGUCAAUUAGAAAUAAAUGUUAGUAUAUGGGGA
This is a messenger RNA of Ruditapes philippinarum (Manila clam), 9963 nucleotides long. Its product is annotated as cyclin-dependent kinase-like 1. Gene Ontology annotation, cellular component: nucleus. The record is from RefSeq and is a predicted model, not a curated record. The coding region runs from base 663 to 1772 and encodes 369 amino acids. NCBI's taxonomy places the organism in Eukaryota, Metazoa, Mollusca, Bivalvia, Venerida, Veneridae. The transcript is spliced from 9 exons. Gene Ontology annotation, biological process: protein phosphorylation. Gene Ontology annotation, molecular function: cyclin-dependent protein serine/threonine kinase activity; ATP binding.